AUGAAAUUUUACACUUAUUAGAUCCUGAAGGAAUCGAAAAUAGACAACGCCAUAGAUUGACAAGAAGGAAGUAUAAAGUCCCUGGGCCAAACUUCUUAUGGCAUGUCGAUGGGUACGAUAAAUUAAAACCCUUUGGGUUUGCCAUACACGGUUGCAUAGACGGUUUUUCGCGAAAAAUGUUAUGGCUGGAUGUUGCAACAUCCAACAAUAAACCUGAAAUAAUAGCGUAUUAUUUUUUGAAUACUCUGAACAAAUUUAAACUGGUACCAACGCUGAUGAGAUCUGAUUUGGGAACUGAGAACGUUCUCAUAGAGAGGCUACAGCAAGGGCUUCGUUUUUAUCACGAUGAUCAGCUGUCUGGAACGAAAAGCUUCAUCAAAGGGAAGAGCACAUCAAAUCAACGUAUCGAGAGCUAUUGGUCGCAGCUGAGGCGACAAGGAGCCGAUUACUGGAUUUCAUUUUUCAAGGAUAUGCGUGACCAAAAUACUUUCAAUGAUUCAGAUCCUAUCCAAGUUCAAUGUUUGAGGUAUUGCUUCGGCCAUCUCAUUAAGAAAGAUUUGAGAAUUAUUCAACAAGAAUGGAAUCGCCAUCGUAUUCGAAAGCAAAAGUCUCGUGAUUUGGCACCAGGCAAACCGAACUCCAUGUUUUAUCUCCCAGAACGCUAUAACGCUACGGAUUACGCAAUUAGCUGAAAUUCUUCUACCCGACCACUCUCCACCAAAUACCGUAGAAAAUGCUGUCCAAUUGUACACCUCUUUACUCAACCUUGUGAGAAAUAAUGAUGAAUGCAACGAAACGAUUAAUUGAAAUACCGAUGGGAUUAAGUGUAAUAAAAAAUAUAUUGAAUAAUGCGUUUCCUUA
Molecule: messenger RNA, 861 nt
Organism: Diachasma alloeum
Lineage: Eukaryota; Metazoa; Arthropoda; Insecta; Hymenoptera; Braconidae
Source: RefSeq, a predicted model, not a curated record